AUGAGUGAGACCCCAUCUCAGCCUACAACUACUCCAGCCCGCCGUCGUAACGGUCGCGGCAAUGGCCGUCCUGCUGCUCAGAAGGCUUAUGCCUCCGAGAACGAUGUCGCCUCAAUUGAUCCCGCACGUUACGAUCGCGCUCCACGAACUCCUCAGAAGGGAGCUGGCACCGAUUCUCCUCAUGCGCAGCUGAGCCAUACCAAUUCGAAACAGCGACCCAGGAAUGCAAACAAUAGUAACAAUAACAACAACAACAACAAACAUCGUGGGAAGAAUGGUCCUCACUCACCCGAAUCUGCUCGGCCUGGUCGUCACACUCCACCGCAUCAAUCUUCAUCUCUGAAGUCGGUCUCUGCCUUUGCCGGAGCCACUUUCCAUGCAUCUCCUGCGCCAUCUGCCCUACCUCUUCCCAGUUUUGUCUCUCGUUCGGUAACCGAGUCGCCUAGCGUAAGCAAGACAUCUCGAAACAUCCUACAGGAACCCUCGCCGCCUACCGAUACUGAAGCGCCAACUCCUUUGCGCCAGAGUGCAUCGGAUGUCCAGGAAUCUCCGCUCGAUUUCAUGUUUCGCGCCCACCGUCAAGAGAAGGAACGUCAGCGCAGCGAAAGCACUAGCAGCUUCCGCCCUUCAGGCCUCGUCACUGAAUCACCCUCUGCCCAGUCUCCCUUUGGGCCUGGUAGUAUCCCAAAGCCAGCAACACUCCCCCAGACAGCCCGCAACCCAACACGCUUCCAGUCUGGUGGUAUCGACAGUGUUGAGCUGGACGGAACUCCAGGCCGUCCCAUGGGGCCGGCAUUUUCGACACCCUAUCAAGAGCGCAUUAAGGCUGCUCGCUCUAACUCUGCUCGAUCUCCUGCUGAUCUAUCCGCCAUCCAGCCGAAACCCAACGUUGUACCUGAAGAUCCUACUGAGGCCCUAAAGAAAUUCCUAUUUAUCGGAAACGGAACAAAUGUCUCUCAAUCUGCCCCUAAUGGAUUUGCACCUGCACCUGCACCUGCACCUGCACCCGCACCCGCUCUCCCUGCUCAACACUACAACUAUGUUAGGAGUGGCCCUAGUGUCCCGGCUUCUUGCGAUGGCCGCUCAAACAACCUCCAAGCUAUGGAAAACGAUCUUCGGCGUAUUCUCAAGCUGGACUUGAGCACUGGAUCGCCAGGAGCGGACCAGCGUUUGUUCUCAUAA
Fusarium proliferatum ET1 is the source of this 1182-nucleotide messenger RNA. RefSeq lists its product as uncharacterized. The transcript has a single exon. The record is from RefSeq and is a predicted model, not a curated record. Bases 1 to 1182 code for a protein of 393 amino acids. Lineage: Eukaryota; Fungi; Ascomycota; Sordariomycetes; Hypocreales; Nectriaceae.